This is a messenger RNA of Symbiodinium sp. CCMP2592, 2115 nucleotides long. The record is from the annotation of a GenBank genome assembly. NCBI's taxonomy places the organism in Eukaryota, Dinophyceae, Suessiales, Symbiodiniaceae.
AUGGGAAAACGUGGCGACUCGGCACCGGCACCGGUGUCUGCAAGGGUGCAGGCUUUGGUUGACCAUGCAAAGCAGCACUUUGGGAAAGCAAAGGGGGCUCCCGUGCCCAAUGCACGCCCCCAGGCAACACCGGCACGUGCCGUGACUCCUCCCCCGAAGCCCUCGCAGAUCGCGACCCCGCCAGCCCCGACACUGAAGCAACACAGCCCGAUGUCCACCAGCAGCACCCCUCUGAAGUCACCAGAUGCCAAAAGGUAUCGUAGUGCCUCCUCUCUCUCCUCGACACCGAGCGAAGCAUCGCAAAUCUUCUGUGGUGUUCCCUGCUUGGUGAAGUCCACGGAGAAACCGGCCGAGGCCGAGAGUGCGAAACCGACUGCCGAGCCAGAGAAACCGAAUGCCGAGCCGAUCCGCAGUGUGACAGCGACUGCCGAGCCGAUCGACAGUGUGAAAGCGACUGCCGAGCCAGAGAAACCGGAUGCUGAGGUGCCAGCAACCAUGCAAGAGCCUGAUCCCGAAGCCAUGGCUAGGGAAAGCGAGCCUAAGAUGAUGAAGGUCGCUGAGCAGAAGCCUGUGGCCCCCGAGUCAUCUGCCCCGACAAGUGUGUGUGCCAAGGCAUGUGCUACAGCCAUGGGAGUUUCCGUGAGUGCAGAGGCAUCUGGUGCUGAUGUGACGAUGAAGGUUGCAGCCACCUCUGCAGAUGCGAAGGUGGAGGCGACGGUUCACCAGGCGCCGGCGAGGAAACCGGAUGGCCCCGAUGACCUCGAGAAGCACUUGGAGCAGCUUCUGGAGGAGCAGGAGAUGAUGGAGCAGGCCAAUGACAGAGCAUCUGAGGCAGAAUCAAGGGCGAAAGCCUUGCAGAUGCUUCUUCAAACUCUUUUGGAGAAGCCUGCUGAGGUGCAGCAGUCUCGAUCCGGCGAGCUCCAGUGCUUGCUCCGAAGGGGAAGCACUGAGGACAUCGAGAAGGCGACCGCAGCGAUGACGGAGACCGAGAACAAGAACUCGCCGGCAGGUGUCAUCGUGCAGGGCCAGGUGAAGCUCGUGUGGAAGGUGCUGGUGUGGAGACUCCAAAGGCACCCGUGUGGAGACGCCCAAGGAGUCAGCAAGGAGUCAGGCACCCGUGUGGAGACACCCAAGGAGUCAGGCACCCGUGUGGAGACGCCAAAGGAGUCAGGCACCCAUGUGGAGACCGCCAAGGAGUCAGCAGGCACCCGUGAGACCGCCAAGGAGUCAGCAGGCACCCAUGUGGAGACCGCCAAGGAGCCAGGCACCCGUCCGGAGACGCCGAACCAGACCCAGGUUAAGCAGGAGCCGAAGGUCAAGCAGGAGCCAGACACAGAGGACAGUGCCCCGCCCGCCAAGCCGAAGACGAAGAAGAACCGUGAAAACGAGACGGAAGAGGAUCGCCGUGUCAGGGAAGCCCACAACAGCUACAUGAGAUACUUCCGAUCCAUCAGAUCAUCCCGCUGCCCACCGGAGGUUCGCGAGCGGUGCUUGACCUCUGCAGGCAAGAAGAAAAGCCCGGCUAUCAUGAGGCAGAUGUACGAGAUGUUUCUGACUUGUGACGGCGACUGGCUGAGCUCUUCGCUAGUGGUCAAUGCCCGUAAGAAGAAAGGCUCUCGACGCCGUGGACGUUACUUGUGGAAAAAGUUCGAGCACGGCGAAGCGAUCGCCGAGGACAUCGUUGCCUCGAAGAAGGCAAUGGAUCAGACGGGCCGAGGCAUCUGGUGGAAGGUGCACCCCGAUCAGCCCAAGAACAAGGAGUGGGAGCUCUUCAAGUGCUUUGACUCUCGGGAGGAGUUGACCGAGAGCGAAGACGAAAUGGAGUUCGGGUUGAAUGCCGAUGUUGAGAUGGAUCAUCAGGGGACUACGGGUAUCUUGUCCCAUCUUCUCGAUCGCGGAAGUGAUGCCCGUGGCAGCAAUGACCCUCCGGGAGAUGGGCCCCCUCCUCCGCCUCCUAAUCGUGAGAGGAGGGUUCCCAAGGCUAAAGAGGCAAGCCAAGAGGCGAUGGAUCUUCUUAAGAAGGGCCCGCAGCGGUUCAUCGAGGCAGAUGGGAUGGAGAGCAUGCUCCACAGGGGUGGCAUGCACCUUGGAUUGUGCAGAAUCGAUAAGUUCUAG